This is a messenger RNA of Epinephelus lanceolatus (giant grouper), 4045 nucleotides long. It is a transcript of the gene csnk2b, whose product is annotated as casein kinase 2, beta polypeptide. Gene Ontology annotation, cellular component: protein kinase CK2 complex; cytoplasm. The record is from RefSeq and is a predicted model, not a curated record. Lineage: Eukaryota; Metazoa; Chordata; Actinopteri; Perciformes; Serranidae. Gene Ontology annotation, molecular function: protein kinase regulator activity.
CCGCCUCCGAGUCUCGGGAGGAAGAGGAAGAACGUAGAGGGUGAACUGGGAGGUGGUGUCCAUCUUAUUUACACCGGUGAGCUUGCUAAAUUUUUGAGCUGUCGGAUUUUUUAAGAAGUCUAAAAGUUGAAAGCCGGGUCUUCAGAGAUGAGCAGUUCAGAGGAAGUGUCAUGGAUCUCCUGGUUCUGUGGACUGAGGGGGAAUGAGUUUUUCUGUGAGGUGGAUGAAGACUACAUCCAGGACAAGUUCAACUUGACGGGGCUCAAUGAGCAGGUUCCCCACUACCGCCAGGCCCUAGACAUGAUCCUGGACCUUGAACCAGAUGAGGAGCUGGAGGACAAUCCCAACCAGAGCGACCUGAUCGAGCAGGCAGCCGAGAUGCUGUACGGCCUCAUCCAUGCACGCUACAUCCUCACUAAUCGAGGCAUCGCACAGAUGUUGGAGAAGUAUCAACAGGGAGAUUUCGGCUAUUGCCCUCGGGUCUAUUGUGAGAAUCAGCCCAUGCUUCCUAUCGGCCUGUCAGACAUCCCAGGAGAGGCCAUGGUGAAGCUUUACUGUCCUAAAUGUAUGGACGUCUACACACCCAAGUCCUCCAGGCACCACCACACAGAUGGAGCCUAUUUUGGCACUGGCUUUCCUCACAUGCUCUUCAUGGUUCACCCUGAGUACAGGCCCAAGAGGCCCGCCAACCAGUUUGUCCCAAGGCUGUAUGGGUUCAAGAUCCACCCCAUGGCCUACCAGCUGCAGCUGCAAGCCGCCUCCAGCUUCAAGAGCCCUGUCAAGGCCAUCCGCUAGAGCGUCCUGGACAAAGCAGGUGGAAGAGCAAGAUUUGUAGAGAAGACAGGAAAGAGUUAUCAUCAGAAGGGGAGGAGUCACCUGCAUUUUACAAAGCUUUUCAGGUGCCCCCUCCCCACCCUGAAGACUGUAUUAUUUUGGUUUAGAUUAGGGUAAAUGAAAAAGUGUAAAGAUUUUUGAGUGUGAGCGAGACAUAAAAAAACGCACAGCUAUGAUCUUAAUCACAAACACACACACACACACACACAUGCACUCAUACAUACAGAAAUACAUAGAUGCAUCCACACAGUUGGGAUUCCAUGCACGUACCUUACCAAACUCAUCAGUGCCAAAAACAGGAGGGUGAGGUAAGAGGAAGCUGAACAAUACAGGGGCCUCAUGCUGCUGCUGCUGCUGUUCACGAGCAUGCUGAUGAGAACAUUAUGUAAUCAGUUACAGGGAACUUUUCCCCGUAGAAAAGGUUUUUAUGUUCAGGGCUGGUAGGCAGAAAGCUGAAGAAAGUGCAAAAGCAGAGUAGGCUUUCAUCUCUGGCUCUGCGUCUGUUCUGUAUUUGGCACAGUUUGGUAAAGGGUGGUGGUAAACCCUCCAUCAUUGGAAGCCUCCUCUCCCUAUUAGCCCCCCAGUGCAUGUACACUCAGGCUGGCACUCGCAGAGACAGUUUGGUUGGUGGGUGUUUUAUUUGUUUGUUUAUUUUUUUGUAUCACUGAUUUGUAAGAAUUUGGUUACCAGUUUGUCUGACGUUUGUGGUGUUAUUGCACAAAGCUUUCUGUUAAAUUUGCCUUAAGAUUCAGAGAACACACCCAGGUUGUUUUUAUUUUUUUUCAAGGCACAAGCAACAUUAGUUUCUUUUUUGUUUCCUUUCCACUGUUAGAGGAGGUAACGUAGAAAUAGAUUAAACUAACAUGAAUUUACGAAUCGUUCAGACAAUUGUAAUCAGCCUGUGUCGUUUCUCCAGCUGUCUGUGCGUGUGUCAAACAACUGUCUGUAUUGGUACCGAAGUGAAAAUAUAACCUGUGCUACUUUUCUGAGAUGUGUCCCCUCCUGCAGCAGCAGGCUUAGCUGCAUUUGUAUUGUCAACCCCCUUCCCUCGUAGCUUCAUCUUCCGUCAAAAAAAAAAUUAGUUCGAAAUUUUGGGAAAUUCACGUAUUUGCUUUCUUGCAAAGAGAGGAUGGGAAAACUGGCACCUCUCUGUGGUAACGUGAAGCUACUGUUAGCGGACAGUUAGCUUCACUUAGCAUAAAGAUCGGAAAUGGGAAAACAGUUAGCCUGGCAAGGUAGGGCUCCCAAGAACGCGGCUCAGCCUUGCUUCCAGUUUUGACCAGAGACCACCAUUGUAAAAGAGAUGUCUGUAAAUCUGUUGACAGGACACCUCAAACUGCCAACAAGGUCAGUUAUGACUGUCUAUUGUGAAUUUUUGAUCCAAGAUGGUAUUUUAUUUGUUAAACUUCUUCGAGUAAAGAAAAAUAAUUUAAACCUGGGACGUCAGCAGAAUGUUAAGUCUGUGAGACGAGCAGGAACUCGGGGCGGGGCGAGUUCCAGAAACACUACCGCAUACCAUCGAAGCUAGACACAUUUUUGGUGUAUGGCUUGGUUAGCAACUCUCAUCAGACUAAAUAGACACAAUCUUGGGGUCCAGUAUCCAGAUCUAAUAAUACAUCCACAGCCUAGCUCUGUUCAAGGGUAUCAAAAUUCUUCAUUUUUUCAUUUUUCAGUAGGAUAAACUAGUGGCCUAAUUUUCAUUUAGCAUUGACCACGGAGGAAAAUCAAAUUUUAAUGAGCUGUUGGGAGAAGUGCGCCAUUGGGGUUAGGUUUAGGUUAAGGAAAAAGAUCAUGGUUAGGGUUAAAAUUAAGAGAUUUCUGCCAGAAAGGGCGAGUCGACCUCCAUUUGGAGGCAAUUAAACACAGAGUAUUGUUUUAAUUAAUGAGCUUUAUAGCUGUUAGAAGCUUAAGCUCCUUAAUUAACACACGAUAUCUUCUUUCUUCAGUCUUUACAACAAACAAAGUGUAAAAAGGUCAGUUAAAGGGUGCAAGAAUCCUAAAACAUGUCAGUUAAGUAGCAUUUUUGUACUUCUAGUUCCCUCGUCAUAAAGUCUAUGGGUUUUUGGUUAGAUGCUUUAAAUAAGGUCUGUGGUUAACACAAGCUCAAGAGACUUUCACGUUUAAUUCUACGACAUAAUAUAGGUCAGUAAACACCCUCUGGUGAAUUUUGACGUUUAAGUCAUAGCUUUUUGGCAACGGCAUUUAGGCUCCAAAAGUCAUAAAAGUGGUGUUCAUUUAUUUUGCUGAACAAAACUUGUAAAUCAUUUUCUGUGUUCUUGAAAAAUUCCAUAGGCUUUUUGUCAAGGAACCAGAGCAAUGUUAACUUCAGGGUUGUCCUACAAAGAAAAGGAAGUCAUCCGUGCAGCACUCUGUUGACCUUUUCUAGUCUGGGUUAUGUGCCGGUUAGCAGUUGCUUGGAAACUGGUAGUGACUUACUGUCAGGGAAGUUUGCCUUCAGGGCUUUUUGCCAGAAAGCCGUUUCUUGGUUAGGUUUACAAAAAAGAUAAUGGUUUGAGUUAGAAAGCCCUUAAGGCUAACUGGUCCCUGCUAAGAGAUAGUCUGACCCGUGAUGGAAAUGCAAAAUAAAAACAAAGUUCAUAUUCAUUUCUGAGCUUUAGAGGUGUUGGUAGGUGAAUUUUAUUACCUUUGGACAGAGCCAGACUCGCUGUUUUUCCAUUUCCAGUUUUUAUGCUAAGCUAACGGCCUGCUGGUCGUACCUUUAUAUUUAAUGUACAGAUAUGAGAGUGGUGUCAAUCUUGUCAUCAAACUCGCUGCUACAAAUCGAAUAAUUCCCCAAAAUGUCUAACUACCCCUGUAAAGAUCGAGGAGGAGACCCGGAGAAAGAGGAAUUUAGACAAUCUGAAUCCUUCAGCUCACUCCACCACUGCACUGAUUCCACUGGUGUCUCUUCACAGCACAGUCUCAUUAUUUAUGUUCAGGUUUAGAGACAGACUGACCACCAGCCGCUUAUUUUUUUUUGUUUGUUUCUGAAGCGGCGGGGCUGACACUCAGCUGCCCUCCCCUCGCUCUCUCCCCUCUUUACGUUUGUGUGACUGGAAUAGAUUGUUUUUGGAUAUCAUGAUACGAGAGAAGCGGUAUUUAUGUGUCCAGAUUUUAACUAAUGUUCGUCUGUGUUGUUGUUGUCUUUCUGCUACUGUGGAAGGGUGAGCAGGAUUCAGAAUUCUCAAUAAACUUCUAUUUUCUUUUCAUA